ACCCCCUCCCGACCAUAUGGGAAAGAAAAAGAUGGCUCUCCUGAACGUAGGGAGCAUACUGAGAGCCCCCUUCCCAAAAAACCUGACCCCACUGAUAAGCGGGCGAGCCCGGAAAUUAGUUCGGAGCAGAUACCUGUCGGUAAAGUGGACAUAGAGAACAUUCUGUCGGAGCUCAAGGCGUAUUUCUCAGCCGACAUCGCGCGGAUCCGAGAAGACAUGGGGGUCAUGACAUCUCAACUGCGUGUGCUAGAGGAAGAAAAUGCCAAAACAAAAGGCCAGCAAGAAGACCUGAAAGUGGAGGUGGAAAAACUGAAGCAAGCUAACCUUGUUCUGGAGAGCAAACUGGCCGAGCUGGAAGUCCGCGGAGUCCCUGAAGUCAUAGUGGAUGACAAGGUACCUAAUUUUCGCAGAUUAUUGAGCUGUAUGCUAUCCUCAUCAAAUGCCCAAAAUAUGCCACUGGACCAUCACAUAGGGUUCCUAAGUCACCUAAAAUGUCGGUCGGGGCCCCAAGAGACUUGCUGCUCUGUUUCCAGGUGACUUCAGAGCAAGCAGCUCAUACAGGCCGCGACUAAGAAUGCACCUACCUACAAGUUUGAAGGCUCAGACCUUUCCUUCUUCAAUGACCUAUCCAGGGCCACCAUGCUUUGGAGACACACACUGCAACCUGGGACCGGGACAAAAACUAAAAGCGCUACAUGCUGACAAGCGUUUCACACUUACCCACAUCUCGGAGGCAGAGCGGCUCUUCACUUAA
Pelobates cultripes (western spadefoot toad) is the source of this 754-nucleotide messenger RNA. The record is from the annotation of a GenBank genome assembly. NCBI's taxonomy places the organism in Eukaryota, Metazoa, Chordata, Amphibia, Anura, Pelobatidae.